Molecule: messenger RNA, 1024 nt
Organism: Lampris incognitus (smalleye Pacific opah)
Lineage: Eukaryota; Metazoa; Chordata; Actinopteri; Lampriformes; Lampridae
Gene: hacd4
Product: 3-hydroxyacyl-CoA dehydratase 4
Exons: 7
Coding region: 171-842 (223 amino acids)
Biological process (GO): sphingolipid biosynthetic process; fatty acid elongation; very long-chain fatty acid biosynthetic process
Cellular component (GO): endoplasmic reticulum membrane
Molecular function (GO): 3-hydroxyacyl-CoA dehydratase activity
Source: RefSeq, a predicted model, not a curated record
GUCGCUGGUUUGAGACCCGGGAGUUCAGCUCAUCAGCCGAACUAACUCCUUGACGUCAGACAGGAGCGAAUGGACGUCCCCCCACUUCCUUCUCGGUGACGGGGAGAGACGUGUGAGGAGAUCCAGAAGAAAGGUGCCGCGGCGCUUUCAUGGUCCGGGGCUGAUGUAAGAUGAGGCUCAGCUUGAGGCUCGCCUACCUCUUCAUCUACAACCUCCUGCAGUUCUGCGGCCACACGUGGAUCCUGGCCAACAUGACGGCCAGGUUCCUCACGUUUGGACGAGAUUCCUUGGCAGACACGUUCUUCUCCAUGGGGGUGGUGAUGAGUCUCUGUCAGCUGCUGUCCAUCCUGGAGCUGUUCCACAUCGCAGACGGGAUAGAGAAAGGCCGGCUCCUGCCUCGCUUUGUCCAAGUCAUGGAGAGGAACCUCCUGCUGUUCACAGUUAUCAUCCUGCUGGAGGAAAUCCAGAGCAAGCCUGUUGUGUGCAUGCAGUUCUUCCUGUGGAAUAUUCUAGAUCUAUUAAGGUACCCCAAUGAACUGCUGUGCGUCAUGAGCACACCGUCAUUCGGCCUGCUGUGGAUGCGCUACACGUUGUGGAUCCCCAUUUAUCUGGUCUCAGUUGUGACAGAAGCCAUGACCAUUUACGAGGCUCUGCUUUACAUCGAGUCGGACCCACAGCCCACCCCCCUCGCAGCACCCGUGUCUGUGCACAGCAGCUUUGCCUCCGUCCUGAAGGCCUACCUGCCUCUCCUGGUGGUCGGGGCGAGUGUGUCGGUGUGGCAGCUGCUGAAGGAGAGGAGGCUGCAGCUGGACCGCCUGCAGAGGAAGAGUAAAAGGAAGUGAAUCUGGAACACAAGCGGCCGUCCGGAGAGCCGAGGAGCCCCGGCAGGUCCUCCCGUCACUCCGCCGGCUGGUUCUUGUAGUCUCCGGCGCCUCCUCAGGCUUGCCACUGAAACACCAGCAUGUUGUAAAAAGCAAGAAAACCUGCAAUCCUAAAGUCAUAAAGAUCAGUACUGCACGUCGCA